AUGAAGCUUGCAGAUGGACUCUGGACAAUAGGAUUGCUGCUGGUGUUGGCAAUUGCCCCUGCCGACGGUGGUUUCCUAGAUUUCUUUUUCGGCCGCGAAGAGGCUGAAAUCGAACCAAUUCAAGGGGCCGGUCUCUUCCUUGACAAUACUGAGUUCGAACUGGGUAAACGAGGAUUUGACUGUCUUCAAGCCAUGGCAGGUGUCGAUGAUGGAGGCAACGAUUGGGGACAAUUGCUGAUUCGCCCUAUUGCGCGGGUGAUGCUGAAUGCAUACGGCGAGGCCGGCAUCAAUCAGCUCUGUCGAUCUCCCUUGUUGGCUCGCAUGCAACGUCAGAACGCAAAUCGUGAGCUCCGUCGAAAACGGAGGAGGGAGCUUGCAUCAAGUUUGGAUAACGGAAGUCUUCGUUCUCGUUCAAGCUUUGGCCAUCCCAUUACGAAGAAUGGAAAUGACACCACAAUCAAUUCUAGUCGACGACGAGACCAACAAGAAUCAGAGGAGACUCGGUCCUGCGGCAUGAGAAGCGCUCCCUACCCAGGAGGGGAGCGGGAUGCCGAUGAAACCUACGAUGAAUUCGCCACGAGCCACUUGGAUGACUAUCUCAAUAGUCGAAACGAGCGAACCGAUCCGGUCAAGACGUUUGACCUUCACAAUGAUUUGAACGUAGUUCGAAUGGCAGGAACUCUUCUGAGCCAGUGUUCUCUCAUUUGGAGUGGCGUCAAUCAGUUACUGGCCGUUCCGGAUGUUCCCAUAGUGAACCAGGCAGCCAUUUCCGAGGCUAUUCAAAAGUUUGUAUGCGACUUGCCAAACACGUACAACAGGGUCGUGCAACUUAGACUCCAGCGCGAUCAAGAGCUUCUUGCUUGGCACAACAAACUUGUUGAGUCGGCUGAGGUCAAAGCAAUGUAUGAAAACACGAACACAUUAGCCUCCGAGUUGUGUGUUCGGGAAGAAACAUUGAAAACUGUUCUAUCGGAUAUUGAAGCCCUCAAAGAUACUGUCAACAGGAUGUAG
Molecule: messenger RNA, 1011 nt
Organism: Seminavis robusta
Lineage: Eukaryota; Bacillariophyta; Bacillariophyceae; Naviculales; Naviculaceae
Source: the annotation of a GenBank genome assembly